Molecule: messenger RNA, 1060 nt
Organism: Caenorhabditis angaria
Lineage: Eukaryota; Metazoa; Nematoda; Chromadorea; Rhabditida; Rhabditidae
Source: the annotation of a GenBank genome assembly
AUGCUUGAAAAUGAAACGUUCGAAGAGUUUCCCAAAUGGUACCAAAUUUCAAUGCACAUUUCUGCCUCAAUAACAAUUCCGAUCAAUAUUUUUGGCCUUAUAAUGAUCGCAUUUUUCUCCAAGGCGCAAAUGAAAAAUUAUCGAUAUUAUUUAUUGUUUCAUCAAAUCUGCUCAAUGUUAUCCGAUAUAAUUAUAAAUACUGGAACUUUGCCAGUGAUUUAUUCGCCUUACGCAAUCGGAACUCCUUAUGGUUGGAUGUCUUGGGUUUUCAAAUUGGUGUUGGGUGUGGAGAAUAGCACUUGGCUACAAGCGGUGGGUUUUGGUGUACCAAAAAAUGUUGUUCAUUUCUGGUUUCCAGGAAAUUGCAUUUUUUGGAAUUCUGAUGGCUGCACUAAGUGUGGAACUUCUCUUCUUCUACCGAUAUCAAGUCAUUCUACCACUAAACCAUCCUUGGAAACUUGCCAAAUUCUCAAAAUUCCUAUCGAUUUUCAUUUAUCAGCUAAUUUGGGUCUUCUUGGUCUCUAUUUCAUUUCAUUAUACUGUUUCGAAAGAGCAAACUGGAGUCAAAAAUCAAUUUCGAAAAGCUCAUCCAGAUCUCGCAUUUUUUGUGCAAAACCAGAAUUCAUUGAUCGUCGCCACUGAUGUGAAUCUCAAUGUUUUUCUAUUUUUGUGCUUUUGCUUUAUCCGACUUGGAAGUGGCGCAAUAUUGUGCUGGAUUUUGAUUAUUUUAUCAAGACAUGCUUUGGAUAACAUGGUGAUUUCUGCCAAGACUCGAAAUAUGCACCUCACUUUGAUUCGUCAUCUUUGUUAUCAAGUUUCGGUGCCACUUUCUGCAUUUUAUAUUCCGAUUUUGGUUCUUAUUUCUCCACUGGUUUUUGAGAUUCAUAACACUUUUUAUUCUGGAUUAAUUUCUCUGAAUAUCGUUUCUUAUCACACAUUUUUUGGAACUUUUAGCUUGUUGUAUUUCAAUCGACCUUGGAAGUUUAGGAAUAUUUUUACUAAAAAGAAAUAUUCGGCAAAAUUGGAAAUUUUGAACACAUCGAAUUCGUGGCGGCGGUGA